Oreochromis niloticus (Nile tilapia) is the source of this 2324-nucleotide messenger RNA. Its product is annotated as zinc finger MYM-type protein 1-like. The transcript is spliced from 2 exons. Lineage: Eukaryota; Metazoa; Chordata; Actinopteri; Cichliformes; Cichlidae. The coding region runs from base 684 to 2324 and encodes 546 amino acids. The record is from RefSeq and is a predicted model, not a curated record.
UGUCAGGUGCCCAGGGAAGAAAAAAGAGAAAAGAAGAGGAGGAGAAACGAGAAAAAGACAGAGGUAGGUAACGUUAGCCUACAUGAAAUUAUUUGUCUGAAUGUGAUAGUAACCUAAAUUUUUAGCAUUAAGCUAAUGUUACAUGAUUCGCUAAUUGCUAAUCAAUAAAUAGCUAGUUAACUGUUUUAACGUCAGUUAAUAUUGUGGAGGGGGCUAAAUUGUUAUGGAAAAUAAUAAUGUAACGUUAGGUAAUUACAGUACUCCCACCUUUCCCACCAUUCCUCAUUUGUAUUCAUCUUUUAAGCAGGUGUUUUUUGUUUACAUUGUUAUUGCCUUCUGGUUAGCUAACGUUUACCCUGCAGGUAAUAGUCACUUUUCCACCCCUGUAUAUAUUGUAGUUGUAAGCCUAGUUGUUAAAGUGCACAUCAUUAAUGUUAAUUAAGCAAUAUCACAUGAGAGGGAAUGCUGUUUUUUAAUAUGAGCACUGCUGUGAUUCGGUCAAAGAUAAACAUAACAUUCUCAUAUGAUAUUAUACUGUUACUUUGCAUUCUGCUAUUCAGCAUUUCACUGUAAUGAUGACAAUAAAUUGAAUCUAAUCUAAUUUGCAUAUCAGUUAACAUCAUACAUAUAUCUCUUUGGUUUUUCAUUUAUAUUAUACCAUUUCAUUUUAUUCCUGGAAUCAUAUGUUUUUAUUAUUAGACUUUAAUACUCAGUGGUGUCACAUACUCCUCUCUUCAGAUGCACUGUUGAAGUUUCUAAAUCCCACCCCUGGGCCAUCUACCACAUCUACCGCUGCUGCCUCCACUUCAGCAGCACAACCCACCAGUGAUGCAGCAUCAGCAGCACAACCCAGCCAUGAUGCAGCAGCAUCAAGCGGUCUUCCUGUUGCCUCCACCUCAGCAGCACAACCCAGCAGUGAUGCAGCAGCAUCAAGCGGUCCUCCUGCUGCACCAAUAGACCCUGCUGACUGGCCUUCUGCUUUAACUGAAAAGGUACGAACAGAGUUAGUUCACAGAGGUCCAUUUGUAAUUGAUAGUGACUUCACAUUCCCGAAACAGAAAGACGGACGAAGGUGUCAGCAUGAUUAUUUUAACAGACUCUUAAUCAAUGGGGAAAAGGUGAGAAGAACCUGGCUUAUGUAUUCGAAAAAAGAGGAUAGCUUGCACUGCUUCUGCUGCAAAAUGUUUUCCAAGAGAGAUUACAAACUGAGUAGGGAAGGUCUGAAGGACUGGAAAAAUGCAAGCCACUUGCUCAAGGUCCAUGAGGAUAGCCAGGAGCAUAAUGCUCACAUGGCAACAUGGAAGGACUUGGAGGUCCGUUUUGCGAAAGGACUCACAAUAGAUAAACAAGAGAUGGCACUUGCUGAGGCUGAGAGAAAAAGAUGGCGUGAAGUUCUACAUCGUUUGGUGGCAAUAAUUCAGUCCUUAGCUGAAAGAAACAUGGCUUUCAGGGGGUCCACAGACACAUUAAAUAAACCAGACAAUGGCAAUUUUCUGAAAGAAGUGGAGCUUAUGGCCAAAUUUGAUCCAGUGAUGAAGCAGCAUGUCAGUAGAGUAGAAAGUGGAGCUGGUAGUCACAUACAUUAUCUGGGAAAAACAAUCCAAAAUGAACUGAUUAACACCAUCAGUUCAAGAAUAAUAAAACGCAUUGUGGAAGAUAUCAAAACAUCAAAGUAUUUCUCCAUCAUUUUAGAUUGCACACCUGAUCUGAGUCAUAAGGAACAGCUCUCUGUCAUAGUCAGGAUAGUGUCACAAGAAGACAUACCACAAGUUAAAGAGAAUUUCCUGGGCUUUCUUGUUGCAGAGGAAUCAACAGGAGAUCAUUUUUCCACUCUCAUCCUAAAACGGAUAGAGGAGCUUAACAUUCCUUUUGAAGACUGCAGAGGACAGUCCUAUGACAAUGGGGCCAACAUGAAGGGAAAAAAUAAAGGUGUUCAGGCAAGGUUGCUUCAGCUAAACUCAAGAGCUUUUUUGGUCCCAUGUGGUGCCCACACUUUAAAUCUGGUAGUAGCUGAUGCUGCAAAAAGCUCACCAGAUGCCCUUGGCUACUUUGGGCAUUUAGCAAAAUUAUUCAAGCUCUUCUCAGCCUCCACCCAUAGGUGGGGUGUUCUCCUGAAACAUGUGAAAACCACCUUGAAAUCAUGGGCUGAGACCAGAUGGGAAAGCAGGAUAAAAAGCAUUGAUGCAGUCAGAUAUCAGGCUCGGCAAGUCAGAGAGGCUCUUCUGGAGGUGAGGGAAACAGCUACAGACCCUGUGGUCAGAGUUGAAGCCCAGUCUUUGGCUGAGGAGAUUGGAUCCUAUCGUUUUUCUCCAGUCUCCAGAUGA